Labrus bergylta (ballan wrasse) is the source of this 654-nucleotide messenger RNA. The record is from RefSeq and is a predicted model, not a curated record. Lineage: Eukaryota; Metazoa; Chordata; Actinopteri; Labriformes; Labridae.
CAGCAAAGAUACACACAGUACGACAAACAGCCUCCGAUCGAUCAGCACAAACACGAGUAACCUCCAGAGGCUUUAAAUGGUCAGACGGCCGAUCAGACAUCAUUUAGGAAGCAGCCGUCACUCCGCUUCAAACAUCGUUCAGAGAGCAGCCGUCACUCACAGGAUACCAAGAUGGAGCGCCUCGUCUGUCUCGCUUUGAUUUGUGUGGCAUCGACUCUGGCAGAAAUCAUUGUGGACCCCAGAGGAGCUCGUCCAGUGGAGCCCGGCACCAGAGAUGAGAAAUGUGCCUCUCAGAGGGAGUGGCCUUUCUGCUCAGAUGACGAAUGGGGUUUUAAAUGUCUCGGCUGCAGGAUUCAGGGUCUGAUGGAUAAAUCUGACCACGACCUGCUGAAGAAGAUCGAGAAGAUCCGCAGCCUCCUGGAACAAAACAAGGCCAAACACCGUUCUGCAGACACGGCGUCCAAACAGACCUAUGACUACCUGAAGGACAAGCUUAUCAUCGACUCCGGUAACGAUAACAACUACUACAACCUGGCCCAGAGUCUGCGUCAGAGAAUCACAGACAUGAAGAUCAAGAUCGACAGACAGCUGAGUAUCCUGGCCGCCCUGAAAGACCGCGUCAAAGACCAGGUGGUGGAGAUGCAGCGGCUGGAG